Messenger RNA from Aspergillus campestris IBT 28561, 759 nucleotides. RefSeq lists its product as uncharacterized. The record is from RefSeq and is a predicted model, not a curated record. Bases 1 to 759 code for a protein of 252 amino acids. The transcript has 2 exons. Lineage: Eukaryota; Fungi; Ascomycota; Eurotiomycetes; Eurotiales; Aspergillaceae.
AUGCUGUAUAUUCCUUGUCACAAUGACGGAGCUGCACACUUGGCUAUCCGUGACAUUAGCUCUCAGUAUGCAGCGGCCACAGGGAAGCUGGCCUUUGGAUCCAGCCAGUAUGUGGUGGUCUUGGGGCUAAUGCUGAAACCGCGCAGUGAUGCAACGGACAGUACGAGCGUCCCCGUCUCAUACGAGGUGGAUUUGAACGGUCUUGGCGAUGGAGAACCAAUCGUGGGAUCGGUGAGAUCCCAUGCUGCAUCACCUGCGCGGGAGGUGAAAUUACAAAGCCACCAUCUUUAUGACAACGAGUGGAACCUCCGCCACGGAUAUUACCCUCGAAGUUACAUAUCCCGUCCCCUCCUCGGCCACCCGCGAUGGCACCUUCAAACACCCUAUUUCUCCUUCCGGAUCCCGGACGAUUCGUCGACCUUCGAAUGGCAGAUCCAUCCCAGCCAGCAGGGGCGCAUGCGGUAUACCCUUGUCCGCCGUGCUGCGUCGGACCAACAACAGCAGCAAGUCAGUGAUUCUGAUAUCCAGGCUAUAUACUACCACAUCGGGGUCGGCACGUCGCUGUCCCUUUCGUAUAGCGAGGGGGUGCUGCUUCUUCCUACGGGACAGGACUCCGUUCGAGAGAGUCUCGUCGUGGCUAGCGCACUGGCGAUGCUACGGCGGCUGCGGGAGCUUCACGGGGGAAAUGAUAAGAGGGGGACCGGGACUAAGAAGAAGUCGCGCUUGGGGGCAAUGAAGGGGUUGUUUGGGAAGGAGUAA